Molecule: messenger RNA, 514 nt
Organism: Lycium ferocissimum
Lineage: Eukaryota; Viridiplantae; Streptophyta; Magnoliopsida; Solanales; Solanaceae
Exons: 3
Coding region: 113-502 (129 amino acids)
Source: RefSeq, a predicted model, not a curated record
AUAAUAAUUUUAAGAAAGAAAAAAGAGCUCCCGAAAAAUAUCAAUAACAAAGGACAUAAAACAAAAAAAAUCCCAUUUUAGACUAUUGGAUUUAUCAUUCAAAUUUGUCAAGAUGAGUAAUAAUAACAAAAUCCACAAAGGGGAUAUUCAAAAAUCAGCAUCAACAGAUGAAGAAGGUCAAUUGGAGUUGUACUCACCAAAGUAUGCUGUUAAAGUGAAUAUUACUGUGGAAGAAGGUGACUCUAAUCAAAGCAAAAACAUGAUGACUAGCAAAAUGUACAAAGGCCCUGUUCCUAAAUCAGCAUCAACAGACAAGGCAGGUCAAUUGGAGCUUUACUCACCAGAAUAUGCACUAAAAGUGAAUAAUUCAAAGGUUAAGGAUAAAGGGGAGAAAAAGGAGAUGAAGCACAAACAAGAAGGUGAAGAAAAAGAAAAGGGAACAGCAGCUAAGGUUGGUCCACUGGCUACACCUUUGCCAGUCAGACUCACUUCUAGAAUUUAGCCAUUCUCUUUU